Drosophila mauritiana is the source of this 938-nucleotide messenger RNA. Its product is annotated as serine/threonine-protein phosphatase 1 regulatory subunit 10. The record is from RefSeq and is a predicted model, not a curated record. Lineage: Eukaryota; Metazoa; Arthropoda; Insecta; Diptera; Drosophilidae. The coding region runs from base 1 to 855 and encodes 284 amino acids. The transcript is spliced from 2 exons.
AUGUUCGCCCGCAAUCGUGAGCUUCGGCUUGCAUUUGGCCUUAUCUUCUGGACGAGUCUCGCGGUGACCCAAAAAGCAAGUGCCCAAGAUGAAGCGGUCAGCCAGCGGUCGGGAAACCAAUUGGAUCUGGCUGGUUCGGCCAUUGCCAAGAGUUUCGAGCCACCGCCCGAAUUCUAUAGGGGUCCAGGCUCAGGAGGGGGAUUGGAAAACAAUACUCCCAUCAGUUCCAGCGGUCAUCCCUCUCUGGGGAGUGUGGGCGAAAGUCUAAGUGAUACCUACAAUAGGUGGCGAGCUGGAGGUGCAAAUCUCCAGGAUCGCAUCAGUGUGGGUCCUUAUGGAGCCGCAGGAGUAGGGGCAUCGCAUGCACCGAAUGUGGGCAGCUUUGAAAGCAAUUCCCACCCGUAUCCCUACGAGUACUCCCACGGCAGCGGAGGAGGUGGAGUAGGAGGAGCUGGUCUAGCAGGUGGAGCUGCAAGUGGCGCCUAUUUCGGCAGUUCCAGUGUAGAGGCUGGUAUUCCCUUUGAUGUGUAUGGAUCGCGACCGGGUCACGCCGUUGGCCAUGGCCACUAUUCACCGCCAGAGUAUGCGUAUCCGUAUCCUCCGGAUAACCACGAGAUAGCCGCGCACAAGGGUCCCGGCUACGGUGACCUAUCCUCCAAAGCACUGCUGGCCAAAAGCUUUCUCAUCCCGUUGGCCAGUGCUGCAGUUCUUGGCAUCGCCGCCGCCCUGGUCAGCAAUCCUCUGCUCCUCCAAUUGGGCACUGUUUCGGGACUGGGGACCUUCGUUGGCAAACGUAAACGACGAGCAGCAGGUCGAAAUCCGACGGCGAGGAAAGUCCAUAAAUACACUUUAUAAAUAUGCCAUUCAUAACAGAAGAAAUGGAAAAUAGGCGGCUGCCUUCAAUGAAGCUCUAUCGACAAGUAACAAUCCGUGAUAAG